ACUCCUUGAGUAUCAUAUGCUUCCCUCUUUCAGCAGUGACUCUCAUCCUUCAAUUUCUCUCUCUCUCUCUCACACACACACACACACGCUCCCUCUCUCUCUUUCUCUCUCUUCUCUCUCUCACACACAUACACAUACCAAAUCGUUUCAAAGCAGAGAAGACUCAAAACCCCGCAAUUAACUGACCCUUCUUCUUCGUCCAUCUUUCAUAAAAUCGAUUCAGGAAUCAGGCAAACCACAGCUUCCACUUUCACAGAAGCAAAUCAUCUCUCACACUCGAAGAAAAAAAAAAAAAGGUCGAAUCUUUACUACAGCUGCAAAAUCGUGUUCAUACUGUAACUACAGCAAAGUAGAGAUGGACACCAAGUCGUUAAGAUUCAUAACCCACCAAUCAUUCUUCUCCGCCGUCCGAUCCAACGAUCUCGAUUCCAUCAAGAAACUCAUCCACAGUGAAGGCCCCGAUCCAUCUUCUCUGUUAUCCCUUCAGAACGAUGACAGGGAAACUGCCCUGUACGUAGCCGCAGAGAAUAACUUCCUCGAUGCUUUCGUCUAUUUGCUGGGCUUCUGCGAUUUGCAGACCGUUAUGAUUAGGGCCAAAUCGGAUAUGGAUGCCUUCCACGUGGCAGCUGCAAGGGGGCACCUUGGAAUCGUGAAAGAGCUUCUUAAGAAAUGGCCCGAGCUUUGUAAAGUGUGCAACGCUUCGAACACGAGCCCUCUUUAUUCAGCUGCAGCGCAAAACCAUCUACAAGUAGUGAAUGCCAUAUUAGAUGCUGAUGUCAGCUCGAUAAGAAUUGUGAGGAAAAACGGGAAAACUGCGUUGCAUUUGACUGCGAGGUACGGCUUGUUGGAUAUGGUGAAGGCACUAAUCGAGAGGGAUCCGGGAAUUGUGGCGAUUAAAGAUAAGAAGGGGCAAACUGCUCUGCAUAUGGCUGUCAAAGGUCAAGAUACUUCUGUGGUUGAUGAAUUACUCGAAGCCGAUCAUUCGAUAUUGAACGUACGUGACAAGAAGGGAAAUACGGCUUUGCAUAUCUCCACUCGGAAAAGCCGUGCUCAGAUAGUUGCCCUUUUGCUAACGUACCGAGCCAUCGACAUCAACGCAAUCAACAACCAAAAUGAAACCGCAAUGGACAUAUCCGACAAGCUCCAAUACGGGACCCACGCCCUCGAAAUCUCCGAAGCCCUCACGGAAGCCGGCGCAAAAAACGCCCGACACAUCGGCCAAUCGGACGAAGCCUCAAUAGAGCUCAAACGAACCGUGAGCGACAUCAAACACGAAGUCCACUCCCAACUCAUACAAAACGAGAAAACUCAAAGACGAGUCUCCGGCAUAGCCAAAGAGCUCAAAAAAAUCCACCGAGAAGCCGUCCAAAACACAAUCAACUCAGUGACAGUUGUCGCCGUCUUAGUGGCCUCCAUCGCCUUCCUCGCCCUAUUCAACUUACCGGGUCAGUAUCUGGAUCACGGGUCGGAAACGGGUCGGGCGAAUAUAUCCAAAACCGUUGCUUUCCGGGCUUUUUGCCUAUUGGACGCAACUGCCCUUUUCAUAUCUCUUUCCGUCGUUGUGGUUCAAAUAACGCUAGUGGCGUGGGAUACGAGUGCGCAGAAGAGAGUUGUUUCGGUGGUGAAUAAGCUAAUGUGGGCCGCGUGUAUUAGUACGUGUGGGGCGUUUUUGUCAAUUUCGUUUGUUGUUGUGGGGAAGAAGAGCUCGUGGAUGGCUACUACUGUGACUGUGGUGGGCGGUCCGAUUCUUGUCGGGACUUUGAUGAGUUUGUGCUAUUUUGUCUUUAGGCAGCAUUUUGGCGGCAGUGAUUCUCAGAGAAGGAUUAGGCGUGCGAGCGGGAGCAAGUCCUUUUCAUGGUCUUAUUCUGCGAAUAUUUCGGAUUUGGAUGAAUAUAAUUCGGACGACAAAAUUUAUGCGUUGUGACGACGAAAAAAAUAAAAAUCGAUGUUUCCGACUUUUCGCGAGGUGUUGUGCUAGAAUUUGGAGAUCUUUUUAUGGCUAUUGUAGUAAAAUGGGGUUAUUUUGGUAAGUGUAUUAAAGCAUAGUUUUUAUUCUACGUUGUGAAAUAUAAAAGAAGUCUGUUGUAUAGUCUUUUUGUCUACAAACUUUGUCGAUUUUAAUAUAAAUACUGACUUCAUA
Molecule: messenger RNA, 2140 nt
Organism: Erythranthe guttata (spotted monkey flower)
Lineage: Eukaryota; Viridiplantae; Streptophyta; Magnoliopsida; Lamiales; Phrymaceae
Product: Ankyrin repeat family protein
Cellular component (GO): plasma membrane
Molecular function (GO): protein binding
Source: RefSeq, a predicted model, not a curated record